Molecule: messenger RNA, 1055 nt
Organism: Triplophysa rosa
Lineage: Eukaryota; Metazoa; Chordata; Actinopteri; Cypriniformes; Nemacheilidae
Product: glutamine synthetase-like
Exons: 6
Coding region: 1-765 (254 amino acids)
Cellular component (GO): cytoplasm
Molecular function (GO): glutamine synthetase activity
Source: RefSeq, a predicted model, not a curated record
AUGUCCUACAUUUCUGUCAGCUCAACUGUAAACAAGUUCUUGCGAUGGAGGUAUCUCAGUCUUCCCCAGGGAGACCUAUGUCAGAUCACUUACGUCUGGAUCAAAGACAAAAGCAACGAGGUUUGCAGCAAAACUCGAACUGUGGAUUCUGAACCAAAAGGCAUAGCUGAUAUACCAGAAUGGGAGUUUGCUUACCGAACUGAAAGAUCCGUAGGUGAGAGGCUACUGGUUCCCGUUUGCAUGUUCAGAGACCCCUUCCUUUUGGACCCUAACAAACUGGUUUUGUGUGAAGUGUUUGAGCACACCCGAGAACCUGCAGAAUCAAACCAUCGUAACAGCUGUAACAAAGUCCUGGAGCUGGUCAAAGAACUCCGCCCCUGGUUUGGGAUGGAGCAGGAGUACACACUUUUAGGAGUAGAUGGACACCCUUAUGGCUGGCCCAGACUUGGCUUCCCCAAACCACAAGGUCCAUAUUACUGCGGUGUUGGUGCUGACAACGCCUUUGGCAGAGACAUUGUGGAGUGCCAUUUCAAAGCCUGUCUGUAUGCUGGCAUCAAAAUCAGUGGCACUAAUGCAGAGACCAUGCCCUCUCAGUGGGAGUUCCAGGUGGGACCGUGUGAAGGAAUUGAGAUGGGGGAUCAGCUGUGGAUGUCUCGAUUCUUGUUGCACAGAGUGUGUGAAGACUUUGGAGUCCUGGCCACUCUUGAUCCAAAACCAAUGGAAGGAGACUGGAAUGGAGCUGGUUGUCACAUCAAUGCACAUUGAGCAUGCCAUCGAGAAACUGAGAAAGCGUCAUGUCGAGCAUAUUCGAGUCUACGAUCCACACGGUGGUGAGGAUAACAAGCGACGCCUCACGGGUCUUCACGCGACCUCCAGCAUCCAUGAUUUCUCUGCAGGUGUUGCUGAUCGAGGUGCCAGCGUCCGCAUCCCCCGUCUGGUGGCGCAGGACAAAUACGGUUACUUUGAGGACCGCCGUCCUGCUGCCAACUGUGACCCGUAUGUUGUGAUCUGUGCAAUCGCCCGCACGUGCAUGCUGGAGAACAAUGUCAAUGGAU